AACUGUCAAAAUCAUAAUUUUAUCUCCUAAAAUUUUAUUAAUAAUUUAUUAUUGCCUACAUAAUGCCAUCAGACUUCAGCAUUAUUUUAUAAAUUUGCAAUUCAGUUAAUAGUAUUUUUAUACGUUAUUGUAUUUGGAAUGGUUUCAAGUUUUAUUAACCACCAUAUUGUUACAAACUUCAGUGUUUAAGUAGUUAUUUGAUUAAGUGUGUAGACGUAAAAAAUAAAUAAAAUAAAAAUGAAUGUUAUACAGGCAGUUAAAAUGUAUAUAACUAAGAUGACCGAAGAAAGUGGACCAGGCAUGAAAGUAAUCUUAAUGGAUAAAGACACAACCAGCAUCGUCAGUAUGGUCUUUAGCCAAUCAGAAAUAUUACAAAAGGAAGUGUAUUUAUUCGAAAGGAUUGAUAGUCAAACAAAGUGGGAUAAUUUGAAACAUAUGAAAUGUAUCGUCUUCUUGAGACCGACCUCAGAGAAUAUUGCCUUGCUGUCACGAGAACUACGAUGUCCAAAAUAUGGUGUUUACUUUAUAUAUUUCAGCAAUGUGGUGUCAAAGGCUGAUAUAAAGACAUUAGCUGAGUGUGACGAGCAGGAAGCGGUCCGAGAGGUCCAAGAGACAUUUGCCGACUACCUAGCUGUGGAUCGUCACUUGUUUUCAUUCAAUAUUGUAGGCUGUUUGCAUGGCCGUAAUUGGAAUCAGCAGCACUUACAGCGCUGCUCACAAGGGCUGCUGGCUCUGUUGCUGUCGCUAAAGCGUCGGCCCGUGAUCCGCUACGAGGCGGGGUCGGAGGCCUGCUCGCGGCUGGCGGAGCGCGUCCGCGAUCUCGUGCGGCGAGAGGCCGUGUUGAUGGAUAACAACAUACCUUUCAACGGGGACCUGCCGACCCCUCAGCUGCUCAUACUGGACAGGCGAGACGACCCAGUGACGCCGUUGUUAACCCAGUGGACAUAUCAAGCGAUGGUGCACGAGCUGCUCACUAUCAACAAUAAUCGCGUGAGUCUGGCCGACGUGCCCGACGUGCCCAAGGACUUCCGGGAGGUGGUGUUGGCGCCGGAGCAGGACGAGUUCUACGCUAAGAACUUGUAUUCCAAUUUCGGUGAGAUUGGGCAAACUAUGAAGUCUCUCAUGGACGAGUUCCAAAAGAAGGCCAAGAGUCAUCAAAAAGUGGAGAGUAUUGCAGACAUGAAGAACUUUGUUGAAACAUAUCCAUUGUUUAAGAAAAUGUCGGGCACGGUGACGAAGCACGUGACGGUGGUGGGCGAGCUGUCGGCGCGCGUGGCGGGGCGCUCGCUGCUGCGCGUGUCGGAGCUGGAGCAGGAGCUGGUUUGCCAGUCCGACCACGCCGGCCACCUGCAGCGGCUGCAGGCGCUGCUGGGCGACGAGACGGUGCGGCCCAGCGAGCUGUGGCGGCUGGUGGCGCUGUACGCGCUGCGCUACGAGCGCCACGCGGGCAACGCGCUGGGUGCGCUGGUGCAGGCGCUGAAGGCGCGCGGGGAGGCGGCGCCGCCCGUGCUGGCGCUGGAGUACGGCGGCGCGCACGCCCGCCAGUCCGACCUCUUCGGCCUGCAGGACGCCGCCAAGAUCACCAAGAGGCUUUUCAAGGGCCUGAGUGGCGUCGAAAACAUAUAUACGCAGCACACACCCCUCCUCAAGGACACGCUGGAGGACCUGAUUAAGGGAAAACUUCGCGAAAACCUGUAUCCCGCGGUCGGGGGUGACUAUCUGUCUUCGGGCAAACGACCACAGGACAUCAUCGUUUUCAUCGUCGGAGGCGCCACCUACGAGGAGUCUCUGUGUGUCCACCAAAUUAACCAAGCGUAUCCAGGUGUCAGAGUGGUACUCGGUGGUACCACCAUACACAAUUCCGCGUCGUACUUGGAGGAGAUUAGGCAUGCGAUGCAAGGUGUGCAUAGAACGCAUACAAGACAUAUUCGGAAUAUAUAAAUGUCUUGAUGAUUUGAUAAUUGUAUAUUAUGUAAUUUAUUGCUAUAAAAACUACGUAAUAUAACUUUAAUAUUAUUAAGCAUAUUAACAGUCGGUUUCUGCUAAAAUUCUACUUUUUCGUCUAUACUAAUAUUAUAAAUGUGAAACUCUUGUCUGUCUAUCUGUCGCUCUUUCACUACCAAACCAAUGAACCGAAUUUGAUGAAAUUUGGUAUGAAGCAAACUUGAACUUCAAGGAAGGACA
Messenger RNA from Vanessa tameamea, 2184 nucleotides. RefSeq names its product Vacuolar protein sorting 45 (gene Vps45). The coding region runs from base 238 to 1941 and encodes 567 amino acids. Lineage: Eukaryota; Metazoa; Arthropoda; Insecta; Lepidoptera; Nymphalidae. The transcript is spliced from 8 exons. Gene Ontology annotation, cellular component: Golgi membrane. The record is from RefSeq and is a predicted model, not a curated record. Gene Ontology annotation, biological process: intracellular protein transport; vesicle-mediated transport.